CUCCCAUUCUGGGCGGCUCUGCUGGCGUUGGCCGCCGCCGGCCUCGAGGGAUCUGACUCCAGACUUCCUGCGCUGUGACAUGCGCGAGAACCUGCAGAAGAAUGGCUGCCCCCUGGAAUCAAUUGAGGACCCGGUCAGCGGCUUCAGGUUGCUGGAAGACAAGCCGCUCAGCAACAAUGGCGCUGGGGACGCCUCCACCAUCACCCAAGUCAGACCUCAGAAAAUACAGCUGCAACUCCGGCCAGAUGCCUCCCAGAUCUUCUCCGUCCAAGUGCGGCAGGUGGAGGACUACCCUGUAGACAUCUACUACCUGAUGGACUUGUCCAAUUCCAUGCGCGAUGACCUGCACAACAUCCAAUCCCUGGGCACCACUCUGGCCUCCAAGAUGCGCAACCUCACCAGCAACCUGCGCAUCGGCUUUGGGGCCUUCGUCGACAAGCCCAUGUCUCCAUACAUGUACAUCUCCCCACCGGAGGCUCUCAAAAACCCCUGCUUUGAUUUGAAUUCCCGAUGUCUGCCCAUGUUCGGAUACAAGCACGUGCUGAAGCUGACCGACCAGGUCACCCGCUUCAACGAGGAGGUCCGGAAGCAGAGAGUGUCCCGCAACCGAGAUGCCCCCGAAGGCGGGUUCGAUGCCAUCAUCCAGGCUACCGUCUGUGACGAGAAGAUCGGCUGGAGAAACGACGCCUCCCACCUGCUGGUGUUCACCACUGACGCCACGACUCACAUCGCCUUAGACGGGCGGCUGGCCGGCAUCGUGCAGCCCAACGACGGCGAGUGUCACAUUGGCAGCGACAGCCACUACUCCGCUUCCACCACCAUGGACUACCCCUCUCUGGGGCUGAUGACUGAGAAGCUAUCCCAGAAGAACAUCAACUUGAUCUUUGCAGUGACCAGAAACGUGAUUAACCUCUACAAGAACUACAGCGAGCUGAUCCCAGGAACCACCGUGGGGACUCUGAGUGCGGAUUCCAGCAACGUCAUCCAGCUCAUUGUGGACUCCUAUGGAAAAAUCCGCUCCAAGGUAGAGCUGGAGGUCCGAGACCUUCCGGAAGAGCUGUCCCUGUCCUUCAAUGCCACCUGCCUCAACGACGAGGUCAUCCCGGGCCUCAAAUCCUGUGUGGGACUCAAGAUUGGAGACACGGUGAGCUUCAGCAUCGAGGCCAAGGUGCAUGGCUGCCCCAAAGAGAAGGAGGGAACCUUCACCAUCAAGCCCGUGGGCUUCAAGGACAGCCUCACCGUGCAGGUCACCUUCGACUGCGAUUGCCGCUGCCAGAAAACGGCGGAGCCUGCCAGUGCCCGCUGCAACCAGGGCAAUGGCACCUUUGAGUGCGGCGUGUGCCGCUGUGGGCCCGGCUGGCUGGGGCCCCAGUGUGAGUGCUCUGAGGAGGACUACCGGCCCGAGCAGCAGGACCAGUGCAGCGCCCACAAGGGCCAGCCCCCCUGCAGCCAGCGCGGCGAGUGCCUCUGUGGCCAGUGCAUCUGCCACAGCAGUGAAUUUGGCAAGAUCACCGGCAGGUAUUGCGAGUGUGAUGACUUCUCCUGCGUCCGCUACAAGGGCAAGAUGUGCUCGGGACAUGGCCAGUGCAGCUGCGGGGACUGUCACUGCGACUCAGAUUGGACCGGGGACUACUGCAACUGCACCACGCGCAAGGACACCUGCAUGUCCAACAACGGUCUACUCUGCAGCGGGCGCGGCCAGUGCAUCUGCGGCCAGUGCCACUGCAUCCAGCCCGGCUCGUACGGGGACACCUGUGAGAAGUGCCCCACAUGCCCCGAUGCCUGCACCUUCAAGAAAGACUGUGUGGAGUGCAAGAAAUUUGAACGUGGAAUCCUGCUGGAGGACAACAACUGCAGCCGCUACUGCAAGGACGAGAUCAAGUCCGUGACGGAGCUCACGGACACUGGAAAAGAUGCAGUGAACUGCACCUACAAGGAUGAGAAUGACUGUGUUGUGCGGUUCCAGUACUCCGAGGACUCAAGCGGCAAGUCAGUCCUCUAUGUGGAGAAUGAACCAGACUGCCCCAAAGGCCCGGACAUGCUGGUGGUCCUGUCGUCAGUGAUGGCUGCCAUCUUGUUCAUCGGCCUGGCCACUCUGCUCAUCUGGAAGCUCUUCAUCACCAUCCAUGACCGGAGGGAGUUCGCCAAGUUUGAGGAGGAGAGGGCCAGAGCUAAGUGGGAUACGGGCAACAACCCGCUGUAUAAAGAAGCCACGUCCACCUUCACCAACAUCACCUACCGGGAAAAUUCAUAGCAACGGGCCCGUCGGCUGGGAAGCUGGAGACCGGUGGGUCGCUGCUGCUUAUGGAAGAGCCUCGCUGGGUAGCUGGGCGGGGACCACUGAGGUCUUGCCUCGCUGUGUGUGUUUGUGUAUGUUUGUGUGUGUGUGCGUGUACAUGUAUGUGUAUGUCAGAGUCUGGGUGUGUAAUUUAAAAGUGGGGGUCAUCCUGGGGGCCCCCCAGCAACCCCGACCUUGCCUAGAGCCAGGUUCUCUUCUGUAGCUGGGCCUCUCUGCUUCAUUACCUCAGUCACAGAGGCUGGUCCACCUUUUGGGCUGCAAGGCCAACUGCACUCUUCCCCUUUCUCUCUCCCUGCCCCCCUGGCCCCCACCUCGGAGAGAGUCAGUCGUGAACUGAGUCAGCCUCAUGGGAAGAUUAGCCUCACAGACCUGGGACCGACUCAGCCGCUGGCGACCCGUGAUGGAAACUGCUCUUUCACUCCCUCCAUGCCCACCAGCAAAUGCGUCAACUCCAGAUGGCACCCCCUGUCCCGGCUCCCCCUGCUCCUGUCCCUCCCUGACCUGAGUUGGGGAGCGUCUCCCCAGGAUGCAUCUCCAGGGAUGAUAACAGCUUCUCCGAGCCAGUUGCCUGGGCUCAGGGGACAUCUUCUGGGGAUCCUGGGUUCGGGGAGAGUUUGGCUCUUAUCCUGCUCCAUUCUGGGCCCUCCCCUGCUGGGCAGCAGGCUCAACUGGAGAACUGCUCCCACUGCUCCAUCUCCCUCUCUUCUGGCCCCCGCCUGGCAAGGGGAUUAGAAACUUUGAAAAUUGGAGCUGGUUCCAUGUUGCUCCCUGGAGGCAGACUUGGCCUUGCUCUGAGAGAAGGAAAGAGGGUUAUCUCAAUACAGUGCCUCUGGCCUAGGCCUCAGUGGUCUGCCCCUCGGGCUCUCCCCCACCCAAAGGGUCUGGUCACUUUUACCUACCUCACAGGGGUGCUGAGAGGGGCUGUGGCUGACAGACCCUGUGGCUGACAGACCCUGUCGCUACCCGAGGGCGGAACGAUAUUCCUCCAUUGGUCGUCGUGGGUGGGGACUGGCCAGCUAAUCCCGGUUCAGUUCCCAGUCAGAGCGGCCUGGUGCUGUUUUCUGGACAUCCCUGCCACCCAACCCAGGCCCCUAGGUGAGAUGGGUUCCCCUUGAGGGGAAUGUUUGCUGAAAUUACCUUUUUGUUUUUGUGAUUGUGGGUGGAGAGCAGGCCGAAGGGGUGAAAGCCCCCCAUGGGAUCAGGAAGCAUCCUCAGAUGAGCGUCCCCAUCUGAAGGAGAGGUGGCUAUCAUAGCAGUGAUGGAGGCAUUGGCUUCCUGUGGGAGACGGGAGUGGGCACCCUGUUCUUUCACCCCUCUGCAAUGGCAGUGUUGAUCCCGGCUUUCCUGCGGGAAGCAACGAAGCCUAGUGGAAAGGGCACAGGGCUGAGAGUCAGGAAACCCAGGUUCUAAUCCUGGAUUCAUCCCUUGCCCUCC
Ornithorhynchus anatinus (platypus) is the source of this 3733-nucleotide messenger RNA. RefSeq names its product integrin subunit beta 3 (gene ITGB3). The transcript has 14 exons. Gene Ontology annotation, cellular component: focal adhesion; integrin complex; cell surface. The record is from RefSeq and is a predicted model, not a curated record. Gene Ontology annotation, biological process: cell adhesion mediated by integrin; integrin-mediated signaling pathway; cell-matrix adhesion. Bases 80 to 2254 code for a protein of 724 amino acids. Lineage: Eukaryota; Metazoa; Chordata; Mammalia; Monotremata; Ornithorhynchidae. Gene Ontology annotation, molecular function: fibronectin binding; integrin binding; fibrinogen binding.